Messenger RNA from Sphenostylis stenocarpa, 945 nucleotides. The record is from the annotation of a GenBank genome assembly. NCBI's taxonomy places the organism in Eukaryota, Viridiplantae, Streptophyta, Magnoliopsida, Fabales, Fabaceae.
AUGGCCUUAGCUAUGGUGGGAGAGGCACUGAUCUCUGCUUGUAUCGAGAUAUUGAUAAAACAGAUAGCUUCUCCAGAGUUUGAAGAUUUCUUCUCUAGCAGAAAGCUGGAUAUUUCUUUGUUGGAUGAGUUGAAGAUAAUGCUUUUGGGACUUAAUGCUGUGCUCAAUGAUGCCGAGGAGAAGCAGAUGACGGAUUCUGCAGUGAAGGAAUGGCUGGAUGAGUUGAAAGAUGGUGUUUUAGAUGCAGAGGAUUUGUUGGAUGAAUUUGAAGCAAUAUCUAGAAGGCUAGAACAUUUUGUUAGACAAAAAGAUAUUCUUGGCUUGCAAAGUGUUACUAGAAGAGUCUCUUAUAGAACAGUAACAGAUUCAUUGGUUGAAUCUGCUGUGGUUGCUAGAGAGGAUGACAAGGAGAAGCGACUGAGCAUGCUACUAUGUGAUGAUAACGGCAUGUCUAAUGAUAUAGAAGUGAUUACAGUAUUAGGCAUGGGGGGUCUGGGAAAAACGACCCUUGUUCAAUGCCUUUAUAAUCAUAGCAAAGUGCAGAAACAUUUUGAUUUGACAGCUUGGGCAUGGGUGUCAGAUGAUUUCGAUAUUCUCAAGGUAACAAAGAAAAUUGUUGAAUCUCUCACAUCCAAAGAUUGUCAUAUAACUAAUCUUGAUGUUCUUCGUGUUGAAUUGAAGAAUAGCCAAAGGGAUAAGAAAUUUUUGCUGGUGCUUGAUGACUUUUGGAAUGAAAAGUAUAAUGAUUGGCAUCACCUAGUAGCACCUCUAAGCAGCGGGAGAAAGGGAAGUAAGAUCAUUGUGACAACCAGACAACAAAGAGUUGCACAGGUCACACAUACAUUUCCCACUUAUGAGUUUAAAUCCCUAAGUGAUGAAAAUUGUUGGCGCAUACUAGCCAGACAUGCAUUUGGAAGUGAAGGUUACCAAAAUUUUCAAUCCUAA